AUGUUAACCUCCUCAUUGACCCGUCUAAACCCUUACCUAUAUUCAACUACCUACCUAUACACUCCUGUUAUCAUGGUCAACUUCUCCGCACCCAAAAACAUCCAGUACUGGGGUGCAGCUUGCGGCACCCUCAGUUCUGUCCUGUUCUUCUUCUCUCUAGUAGCAGCGCAUCAACUCCCACCCAUCAAACCAUGGUUUACCCCCGAGCAGACGACCGAAUAUUGGAGAAAGCAUGAAUCGGGUGCCAAAGCGGGCGUUGCAAUCAUGCUUUUAUCCGCCGUCUUCUAUCUUCCUUUCACAGCGACGCUCGCCAUCCAAACGUCAAGAAUCCCCAGGAUUCAUGCCGUUGUUCCCGCUCUCCAACUGGCAUGCGGCGCCUCGGGAGUCUUCACGUAUGUGAUCCCAGCUUUGGUCCUGGCCGUGAUCCCAUACCGUCUCGAGCGAAACCCUGAGAUCACCCAGAUGCUCACCGAUGCGUUCUACUUUCAACUGAUCAUGCCCUGGCCCACAUUCAUAGUCCAGAACUGGGUAUUUGCCUACGCCAUCCUCAGAGAUCCAGGGCCUAGGACAAUCUUCCCCAGGGGAAUGGCUUGGUUCAAUAUUCUAGCGCCAAUAUUUUAUCUUCCGGGAAACGCGAUGCAUACUGCCAAGACGGGACCGCUUGCUUGGAACGGGGUUCUUGGCUUCUGGUUCAUUGGGUUGGUUUUCUGCGGCCAACUAAUCGCUGAUUCCAUCUGCCUCUGUUUCGCUAUCCGGUCCGAAGGCGAAGAGGAUCUGCUCCUCAACCUGAUUCCAAAGAAGAUUGAACAGGACUCGGCCCGUUCUCCUUCGAACGGCAACGGGGUGUAA
Molecule: messenger RNA, 849 nt
Organism: Lachnellula hyalina
Lineage: Eukaryota; Fungi; Ascomycota; Leotiomycetes; Helotiales; Lachnaceae
Exons: 2
Coding region: 1-849 (282 amino acids)
Source: RefSeq, a predicted model, not a curated record